This is a messenger RNA of Myxozyma melibiosi, 1326 nucleotides long. RefSeq lists its product as uncharacterized. Gene Ontology annotation, molecular function: oxidoreductase activity, acting on the CH-OH group of donors, NAD or NADP as acceptor. The transcript has a single exon. The record is from RefSeq and is a predicted model, not a curated record. Lineage: Eukaryota; Fungi; Ascomycota; Lipomycetes; Lipomycetales; Lipomycetaceae. Bases 42 to 1247 code for a protein of 401 amino acids.
CACACAUCUGAACAGCUUACCCUCAAAUAAAAAGCACAGCGAUGACACUCUCGCAGCCAACAGUCUUACUCACAGGCGCCGACACUUUCGUCGGCAGCGCCAUCCUCGCCCAGCUGCUGGCGAAGGAGCACGUUGUGCGCGCGGCGAUCCCAUCACUGCAGGCCGCGAACGAGCUGCGCAAGCGGUUUCCGGCGACGCCGGCGCUGAGUCUGGCGAUUGUUUCGAAUGCGGGGAGGAAUGGUGCUUUUGAUGCGGCGGUGAAGGGGGUGGGGAUUAGUUGUGUGGUUUGUGUGGGGAGGGGUGUGGUGGAGGUUGGUGGUGAGAGCAGCGCGGGGGAGGAAGAGGGUGGUGAGGAUGAAGAGGUUCGGGGGUUGCUUGAGUCUGUGAAGAGAAGUUGUGUGAAUGGGGGGUCUGUGAAGCGAGUAUUUCUGGUGUCUCUGUCUGCUUCUGAGAACCAGGACCGACAGACAAACGCAGAGAAGGUAAACAAAUCAUCCUUCUCACUGCAUAUUCACAAGCUCAGCCAACUAACCUCCCCACCCCAGACCGCACCCAACACCCCCUUCAUCAUCACCUCCCUCAUCCACGGCAUCCCACUAGGUCCCUCCCUUUCACCCCCAUCUCCCGCCUCACUCGCCACUUCCUCCGAUCUACUCCGCACGCUCCUCGAAAUCCCUGCCCCAACGCUCGCAAGUAUACAAACCAAGAUCGGCAGCGCCAGUCCACUGCUCUCGUGGAUCGACGUGCGCGAGCUCGCGGACGCGGUGGUGCGCGAGGUUGAAGGUGAGGAUGAGAAAGGGAGGGACUGCGUUCGUUUGUCUGCUGGCACGUUCACGUUCGCUGAACUUAUCAGUAUAGUCCAGGCAUACAGACAUAAUCCCAAGUCGUCCGAUCCCACUCCAUCCACCACCUCAGAAACCUCAUCAAACAGACAACUCAAGACCACAGUCUUUGAAGCACUCGCGCAGCUAGAAGCCACCUCAGCUGAGAAUACUGCAGCUCAGUCGUCGUCGUCGUCGUCGUCGUCGUCGUCCUCGGCGGCGCCGCACAGCAGAAGCGGCUGUCCGAUAUUCCAUCCCACCGACGACUUUGCAACUCCUCGCGGGAUCGCAGCGUGUCCGGUGUUUAAUCCGUCUGCGUAUCUAGAGCAGCAGCAGCAGCGAUGUCCUGUUGCUCAUGUCGGGGGUCAAGGUGAUAGGAGCGACGGGGGGAGGUGUCCUGUGCCGCAUUUAGAUUUAGUGCUGUAAACCUGAACAGCGACGAAUUACUCUGAAUUCUCUUCUGCUCCAUCUAUUUGUUUGUUACAAGUAAUAAUAAAUAAGAAGU